Messenger RNA from Dendrobium catenatum, 2290 nucleotides. RefSeq names its product transcription factor TCP24-like. The record is from RefSeq and is a predicted model, not a curated record. The transcript has 4 exons. Lineage: Eukaryota; Viridiplantae; Streptophyta; Magnoliopsida; Asparagales; Orchidaceae. Gene Ontology annotation, molecular function: sequence-specific DNA binding; DNA-binding transcription factor activity. Gene Ontology annotation, cellular component: nucleus. The coding region runs from base 817 to 1938 and encodes 373 amino acids.
ACGGCGCGCUCCUCUCCGUUUCCAAGAAAUUCCCGGCGGUCGCUUCGCCGGAAACAUGGGCUUUGAUGCUCGAAUCCCGACCCUCCUGCUAGUUUAAUUCAAACAAUAAUAAAUAAAGAAAUUCCUUCACGUUAGGAUUUCCCGCCGAAAUCGCGAUGUCGAAGAGGAGGCUAUCUACAGCACCUAUCUCGCUGGAGUGAUGCCGAUCGAGCUCUGAAACCGCAAAGCAUGGAUCUGACUGAUAUAAAGCGAUAUCUUGUUGUUAUCGGCAGAAGGAAUCCUGCACCGAUCUCACUGGAGUAGUCGAGCUCCGUUCAUGGCAGAUUUAUCUCAGUUCGAUCUCGCGCCGUGCAACCCAUAUGGUCGGCAUUUUGAAGAAAGUAGGUCUAUUCUAUAAAGCAGUAUCUUCGUUAAGCGGCGAAGUCGAGAUGUCCUUUGUCCUUCUGAUCGAAAAUCGAAAAUUUAUAUAGAGCAGCUGUUCGCUGUGGAGAUAAGAGUUGCUGCUGCGUCGCUGCGCACAAGCUGAGCAGUUAGGCUGAUAAUGAUGCCGCUGUCAAAAGCAAGGAACUGCUAGCUGACACCUCUUUAUCGAGCAUAAAACAAGCCCUUCUUUUUCUUACCCUCUCUGCGGGCUACAGAUAGUGGAAAAGGCCACGGUAAAACCCUAACCCCACUUCUUUUCCAGACAAAGCAGCAGGAAAAGUGAAAAGCCAAAGGAAAUUUGUCUUUCGAGGAGAAGAGGAGAGGAGGAUAAGGGCAAGGGCAGAGGGAACCAAGUAAAAAUUAUCUGGUCCGCUUAGAGGGCAUGACAGCAAGAUGAAAGCGGAGGGGAUCCACUCGAGCAAGCGGCUCGGGAGGGACAAGAACGACGAGGGCGUUGGUGACCUCCGUCCAUGGCAAAACGCCUCUUCGAGAAUUAUUAGGGUUUCACGCGUCUCCGGAGGUAAGGACCGUCACAGCAAAGUUUGGACGGUGAAGGGGCUUCGAGAUCGCCGCGUGCGGCUCUCGGUCUCCACCGCCAUCCAGUUCUACGACCUCCAAGACCGUCUUGGCUAUGACCAGCCCAGCAAGGCUGUUGACUGGCUCAUCAAGGCCGCCGCCGACGCUAUUGUCGACCUCCCCGAACUCGUGGGCCCAUUUCCCGUGCCGCCGUCCAUGGAGCUUCCCGCUCGUUCCAUGCAGAGAGGCACAGCCGGCGAGAAGCACCUCUCGCAGUCCAAGUCCACGUGCAGCAGCGCAUCGGAGACGAGCAAGGGCUCGGUACUGUCUUUCUCUAGGUGCGAAGGAUUUGGAAAGGAGAAGGAGAAGGACCAGGAAGUGGCAUAUCAGCAUCAAAACCUGAACAAACAGAGCUCCUUCACUGAGCUUCUCACGGUCGGUGGGAGCAGCACCGGGAUCGCUGCAGAAGUAGUGGAUUUCAGUAGUGGUUUAAACCAGAAGCAAAUGAGGCCGCCACUGACCAAUUCCACUGCCGACUAUUUCAAGCAAGCUGGCAUCUUUGGGCAGACACCCAAAAUUCCGCAAUUUGAACCCGGUUACUCUUCACUUCUGCAUUUUGGAAACAACCCUCAUAUGGGAAUUGGGAUGAUGUCAUACAAUACAGGAGAGCAUCAGGACAUGCAGCAGUUUUCUCUCAUGCAGGAUCAUGCAAUUCCUGUGGCAGCGUUGGCGCCUGGGGGAGAUUAUAACCUCAAUGUCUCCAUUUCUUCUGGCGUUGCUGGAUUUAGUAGGGGGACCCUUCAGUCCAAUUCACCGCAUCACCACCAACUUGUCCACGGUGCAAACUUGCCCUUUUUUCUUAGUGCUACUCUUCCAAUUUCAGCAUCAGCGGGUUGUUCCUUGGAGAACCAAUUUCCUGGUAGUUUUAAUGGUCGUCUGCAACUUAGCUGUAACGAGGCACACAGGCACCCGGAACUGAAGGGUGAGAGGAAGGGUUGAAGUUUGCAAUUAUCCAAUAAUGUUCUGUUUGCUGAGCCGAAGACAAUCAGCUGGAAUUGGGGCAAUCAUCUUUCUGAUUAGACCUUUGAUGCCAUCAACUUCUUGACUCUUUUAACGAACUUUUAUUGACUAUGUUAGCCAAAUGUCUCUUAUUCUUGGUAUUGCUUGCUGUGUGAAAUGAUGUAAUCUUUUUGAAUUUUAGUUAUCCUUUUUUCAAAACUAUCACAUCUUUGAUCUUUGGCAUUAAUAGAUGUUUUUCGAUUAACUGCUAUAAGCUAUGUGGUGGACAUGGCUGCAAUGUUUCUGGAAGUUGAAACAUGCCAUGCUUUGCCAAACCAAUGGCCUUCAAAUA